Carlito syrichta (Philippine tarsier) is the source of this 651-nucleotide messenger RNA. It is a transcript of the gene GIMD1, whose product is annotated as GIMAP family P-loop NTPase domain containing 1. NCBI's taxonomy places the organism in Eukaryota, Metazoa, Chordata, Mammalia, Primates, Tarsiidae. Gene Ontology annotation, molecular function: GTP binding. The transcript is spliced from 2 exons. The record is from RefSeq and is a predicted model, not a curated record. The coding region runs from base 1 to 651 and encodes 216 amino acids.
AUGACAGACCCCAACAGGAUGGUCAUCAACUUGGCCCUCUUUGGCAUGACUCAGAGUGGAAAAAGUUCUGCAGGGAACAUUCUUCUGGGAAGCACUGACUUCCACAGUAGCUUUGCUCCAUGUUCUGUGACCGAAGACUGUAGCCUGGGCCGCAGUUGUUACAACAGCUUCAUGCGUCGAGCUGGGCAAGAGGUACUUCUGCAGGUCCGGGUAUUAGACACUCCAGGCUAUCCACACAGCAGGCUGAGGAAGAAGCAUGUGGAGCAGGAGAUCAGGGAGGCUCUGGCACAUCACUUUGGGCAAGAGGGUCUCCACCUUGCUCUGCUGGUUCAGAGAGCAGAUGUGCCUUUCUGUGGGCAGGAAGCAACUUACCCAGUCCAGAUUAUCCAGGAACUUCUGGGACAUGCUUGGAAGAAUUACACUGCCAUUCUUUUUACCCAUGCAGAAAAAAUAGAAGAGGCUGGGUUCAAUGAAGAUAAAUAUUUACUUGAGGCUUCUGAUACAUUACUAACCUUACUAAAUUCUAUUCAGCAUAAGUAUGUUUUCCAGUAUAAAACGGGGAAAUUACUUAAAGAACAAAGAAUGAAAAUCUUAGAAAAAAUCAUAGAAUUUAUAAAAGAGAAUUGUUUCCAAGUUAUUACCUUUAAAUAA